Molecule: messenger RNA, 1797 nt
Organism: Bufo gargarizans (Asiatic toad)
Lineage: Eukaryota; Metazoa; Chordata; Amphibia; Anura; Bufonidae
Gene: CA6
Product: carbonic anhydrase 6
Exons: 9
Coding region: 67-1650 (527 amino acids)
Molecular function (GO): zinc ion binding; carbonate dehydratase activity
Source: RefSeq, a predicted model, not a curated record
UACACAUGCUGAGCUAAAGAUUAAAAGUCCGAGUACAAAUCCUAUCUGACACAUACAGAACCAGCCAUGGGGAAACCAACGUAUCUGAGCCUGUAUCUGAUUCUGUCUGUAUUUGUCUGGAUAUGUAGUUCACAUGUGGUGGAGUGGACAUACCAAGAGGGAGAAGUAGAUGAAGCAAACUGGGGUAAAAAAUACCCAUUGUGUGCGGCAACACACCAGUCACCCAUUGAUAUUCAAAGGAAGAAAGUUAGGCAUAACCCUGAUCUUGGUCCGCUGCAGUUAGAGGGCUACGAUGGACUAUUGCAUGGACAUUUUCGGAUUUCCAACAACGGCCAUUCAGUGCAAAUAGAACUGCCACCGACCAUGAAAGUUACAAAAGGACUCGGACACAUCUACACUGCAGUACAAAUGCACCUGCACUGGGGUGGACUUGACCUGGAAACUAGUGGGUCUGAGCACACUAUAGAUGGGAUGCGAUACAUGGCAGAGCUGCAUAUUGUGCACUAUAACUCAGAAUUAUACAAGACCUUUGAUGAGGCCAAAGACAAGCCAAAUGGCCUAGCAGUACUUGCUUUUAUAUAUAUGGAUGGCCAUUUAGAAAACACCUAUUACAGUGAAGUGAUUUCCAAGCUAGCCAAGAUCCGAUAUGCAGGCCAAGAAACUGAAAUAAAGUCAGUUAACCCCUUGGCUAUGUUGCCUGAAGACCUGGACAAGUAUUAUCGCUACCAGGGAUCCCUCACCACUCCCCCCUGUACAGAGAAUGUGCUGUGGACUGUAUACGACUCUUAUAUUAUCCUAUCUGAAAAUCAGAUCAAAUUGUUGGAGGGGACAUUGCUGGAUUGGCACAAUAAUACCCUGCGUAAUGAUUACCGCCAUGCGCAGCCACUGAAUGAUCGUGUUGUGGAAUCUUCUUUCAAAGUACAGUUGUCCAAAGAAUUCUGCCAGCAGGAGAUCACCACUAAAUUGACUGCAAUCGAGAGUGAACUUUUAGAUGUGAAAAGGAAGGUGGAGACUGACCCUUCCAAAGGUCUUGCACGUUCUUCUGCAGUUCCGCACUAUCCUUUGCUUUAUUUCGACAAGAAACACCCAGCUGCUCAUGUAGAAGUUCAUCCUCUUCAACCUUUACAGUUGACUCAGUUUACCCUCUGUGUGUGGGUGAGAACCAAGCAUGAGGGCAAUCACAAAGUCUUUUCUUACUCAACCACAAAUAGUGAAAAUGAACUUGUCUUGAGUGUAGGGUCUGGCAUAUAUCUAUGGAUUGGAGAAGAAUCUGUUGACUUCAACAUACAUCACACAUCAGAGGACUGGGUUCAUUACUGUGUACGGUGGGAAUCUUCCUCUGGGCGCAGUGAGCUCUGGGUGAGUGGUCUUCACGGAAAAGAGAAAGUUGUCAAGAAAGAUUAUGAAAUAAAAUCUGGAGGUAUAGUUCUUCUUGCAAAAGACCGUUUUGACCUCUUGGGACUGUUUAACAAUGGCUUCCUUGGAAGGUUAAGUCAACUUCACCUUUGGAGUCGCCUACUAAGUGCUCAAGAGAUUUCUUCACUAAGUAAAUGUCAAAUGACAGGACUAAAGGGAGACAUAAUAUCUUGGGGAGAUACCUCCAUGACUGUAUCUGGCGGUGUCAUCCUUGAGGCUGAUAAUAGCUGUUGAAUCAUUUAAAUAAUACAUUACUUUGUAUCUUUACAGAAGAUGGUUAAUUCCACUCUUCAUAGGGUUUUCUUUUUCACGCCCAGUGCCAUGUAUGUAUCCACUGUUUUUCCAUCAAGCAGGAUCUAUUAAAACUACAUAUUCUCUCCA